AUCACUGUGGAGAGAACCUUAUAAAGCCAGCAAAGCACACACACACAUGAUCGCACAUAGGGCUGUUGUUCAGGCUGGGGUCCUUAGAGCGGGGUUCAGAGCCGCCACUGUCCCGUCUGCAUUCUCAGAGACGUGCCCUGAGUGGACAAAUCAUGCUGAUUGUGUGGGAGAGAAACCCAUCUCUGCUCUCAAGAUGAAGGCAGAGCGGGAGGCAUCAUGCAAAGAGACAGCCGUUCCUUCACUCUUUCUUCUCCUGUGGCUUUUCAUCUUUUCCUUGGCAGAUGUAGGUGGAGUGAACAUCAGCAGCCCCCUCCCUGUAGUACGAGGAACACUAGGGGGCUCGGCUCUUCUCUCGGUGACCUACACCAGCACCAGUUUAGACCAACCUGUCAUUAAAUGGCAGCUGAAGAGGGACAAACCCGUCACUGUGGUCCAGUCUAUUGGAACUGACAUCAUUGGGAACUUGAGACCCGAAUACCGUGGCCGAAUCCUCCUGUAUGAGAACGGCUCCCUGCUCCUGCAUAACCUGCGGCUGUCUGAUGAGGGCUCCUAUGAAGUGGAGAUCUCCAUCACUGAUGACACCUUCACUGGAGAGAGGCACGUCAACCUCACUGUGGAUGUUCCAGUGUCCAGACCAUUUAUUCACAUGGUGGCUUCGUCCGUCCUGGAGCUGACUGAGUUCUUCAUACUCAACUGCACUCAUGAAAGCGGCACCAAACCCACCUAUAGCUGGCUGAAGGGUGGCAAAUCUCUGACCAAUGACUCUCGUCUGCUGUUGUCACAUGACCAGAAGGUGCUGACCAUCUCGCGCGUGAUGAUGUCAGAUGAUGAUGUAUACAGCUGUAGGGUGGAGAACCCCAUCAGCAGCAUGAAGAGCAUGCCAGUCAAACUCACUGUCUACAGACGGAGUUCUCUCUAUAUCAUCCUCUCGACGGGAGGCAUUUUCUUACUCAUCACCCUGGUGACUGUGUGCGCCUGCUGGAAACCCUCCAAAAAAAAAAGGGAACAGCUUGCCAGACAAAGUGUAGCCGAGCAGAGCAACGGCAGUCAUGAGGUAGUUGAUAUUGUGCCUGCUAGAAAUUACCAUAAUCGCCGGAAUCCAGGUGGAUUGUAUGUUCUCAAUGAAACGGUUUUCCCCGAGGGAACGGAUGAGUCUUCUGGUAAUUACAUCAACCCUAUUGAUCCUCUCAGUCCACCUUGUUACCCCAGCAUGGCUCCUCCUUCCUCGCAAUCUCCAGAUGCUUAUAUGCAUUCAGGAAGAAGAUACCCACGCACUCCUGUGCCGUCUCCUCCACCGACACCUCACGGGACUUUCAGUCCACCCCUGUCCUGUCCAAUAUAUCCAGGCAGCUUAACGCGCAAGCCCCACCCACCAAGACUAAGCUCCUCCCCUCCACACACUGAAGACCCUCCCACUGAUGGAGAAAACACUAUGCACCACCACAGCCUUCCCAGAUGAGCACGACUGAUGAUGGACAACUGUCAAGGGUAGUGUCUGAUUAUGAGACUUUGUAUAGUGUCCUUCAUUAAUAUUGGCACCCUUGGCAGUUAAAAGAACGUGUUUAUUUUAUUUUUUUGUGCAAAAAAAGUAUAUUUACUCAUAUUUUACUUUUUUAUUACACCUGGGUGAUGAGAAAUAGAAAGUUGUUCAGUCAUGAACCAUGCAGGCCAAAUUUAGUAAUUCAACACAAUGGGUGAAUUCUGGGUUGCCAGAUUAAACAUCUUCAGAUUUUUUAAAAUAAUAUUGUAAGCAAAAGAUUUUCACUUCAAUUUUUCCGUAUAUUUACCAAGGGUGCCAAUAUUAGUGGAGGUCCCACUCUGUGGUGCUGUAUGUGGCAAAUCAGAAUUUAAAUUAGUCUAAAAUCAAUUUUAGUGUUUUAAGAUUUCCAAAAACUUUAGGUAAAUGAUUGUUUACAGGACCGAAACAUAAAGAUCAUUAGUUGUUAAGCAAAUAACUAAUUCCCCAGACAAGUGCAUUGAUGAUUUAUUUUGUUUUCUAAUGAUGUACAUUUUUUUUACAUCAUUGUUUAGCCAUGGUUAAGCUUAAACUAAACUGAAAUAAUGCUAUAAAUAGAAAAAAUAUUUAAUAUGAGGUGUAAUGAAGCAUUAUGGGAAUCUGUUUGGAAAUACUUUGUCAUUAUUA
This is a messenger RNA of Danio aesculapii, 2143 nucleotides long. RefSeq names its product hepatic and glial cell adhesion molecule a (gene hepacama). The record is from RefSeq and is a predicted model, not a curated record. NCBI's taxonomy places the organism in Eukaryota, Metazoa, Chordata, Actinopteri, Cypriniformes, Danionidae.